GCUCGGACGCGCCGUCGCCUCCUCCGCCUCCUCCUACUCACCAGCGCUAAACCCGGGACUGGACCGAGCGGAGUUGUGCGUGUUGCCGAAGGGGGGGUGGGCCGGGGGAGGGGAGGUUCGUUCCGCGGAGCCGCAGACAGAACCGGGACCAGGAAUCGCCUUCAACCCCAGUUGGUGCAUCUUUGGCAGAAAGUGAGGAAAACACCCCCAUUGUUUUUUGGCAUGGACACAGGUUCAGUGGGAGGAUUAGAAUUGACUGAUCAGACUCCUGUUUUAUUAGGGAGUACGGCCAUGGCAACUAGUCUCACCAAUGUAGGAAAUUCAUUUAGUGGUCCACCUAAUCCUUUAGUUGCUAGAUCUAAUAAAUUUCAGAACUCGUCAGUGGAAGAUGAUGAUGAUGUUGUUUUUAUUGAACCUGUACAACCUCCCCCACCUUCUGCACCAGUGGUAACUGAUCAAAGAACUGCAACAUUUUCAUCAUCAAAAAAUGAAGAACUACAAGGAAAUGAUUCCAAAAUUCUUCCUUCCUCAAAAGAGUUGGCUUCUCAGAAGGGCAGUGUAAGUGAGACAAUUGUCAUUGAUGAUGAAGAGGACAUGGAAACAAAUCAAGGGCAAGAAAAAAAUUCCUCUAAUUUUAUUGAACGGAGACCUCCUGAGACUAAAAACAGAACCAAUGAUGUGGAUUUCUCCACUUCCAGUUUUUCAAGAAGUAAGGUAAAUGCAGGAAUGGGUAAUAGUGGUAUCACCACAGAACCAGACUCUGAAAUUCAGAUUGCUAAUGUUACAACCUUAGAAACAGGUGUAAGCUCUGUGAAUGAUGGCCAAUUAGAAAAUACUGACGGGCGAGAUAUGAACUUAAUGAUUACACAUGUAACAUCACUGCAGAAUACCAACUUGGGAGAUGUCUCUAACGGACUGCAGUCAAGUAAUUUUGGUGUUAAUAUACAAACAUACACCCCAUCUUUAACUUCACAGACCAAGACUGGAGUAGGACCUUUUAAUCCUGGUAGAAUGAAUGUGGCAGGAGACGUAUUUCAGAAUGGAGAAUCUGCAACUCAUCAUAAUCCUGAUUCCUGGAUUUCUCAGUCAGCUUCAUUUCCUCGUAAUCAGAAACAACCAGGGGUGGAUUCUUUAUCACCAGUGGCCUCACUUCCUAAACAAAUUUUCCAGCCUUCUGCACAACAACAACAACAACAACCCACUAAACCAGUUAAAGUCACUUGUGCAAACUGCAAAAAACCUUUACAGAAGGGACAGACAGCUUAUCAACGAAAAGGAUCAGCUCACCUCUUUUGUUCUACCACCUGCCUUUCUUCCUUCUCUCACAAGCCGGCUCCAAAGAAACUUUGUGUUAUGUGUAAAAAAGAUAUAACUACAAUGAAAGGAACCAUUGUUGCUCAAGUGGAUUCUAGUGAAUCCUUCCAGGAAUUCUGUAGUACAUCUUGUUUGUCUCUCUAUGAGGACAAACAAAAUCCUACUAAAGGAGCUCUAAAUAAAUCAAGAUGUACAAUUUGUGGUAAACUAACAGAGAUUCGCCAUGAAGUUAGCUUUAAAAAUAUGACUCAUAAGCUGUGCAGUGACCACUGCUUUAAUAGAUACAGAAUGGCCAAUGGUUUAAUAAUGAAUUGCUGUGAACAGUGUGGAGAGUACCUGCCCAGCAAAGGUGCUGGAAAUAAUGUCCUGGUGAUUGAUGGUCAGCAGAAAAGAUUUUGCUGUCAAAGUUGUGUCAGUGAAUACAAACAGGUAGGUAGCCAUCCAAGCUUCCUGAAGGAGGUUCGAGACCACAUGCAGGACUCUUUCUUAAUGCAGCCCGAGAAAUAUGGAAAACUGACCACUUGUACUGGUUGCCGAACACAGUGCAGGUUUUUUGAUAUGACUCAGUGUAUAGGUCCUAAUGGAUAUAUGGAGCCAUAUUGUUCAACUGCUUGCAUGAACAGUCACAAGACAAAAUAUGCAAAAUCACAAAGUUUGGGAAUUAUUUGCCAUUUUUGUAAGCGAAACUCUUUACCUCAGUAUCAAGCCACAAUGCCUGAUGGGAAACUAUAUAACUUCUGCAAUUCCAGUUGUGUGGCUAAAUUUCAGGCUCUAAGUAUGCAGUCAUCUUCAAAUGGUCAGUUUGUAGCUCCAAGUGAUAUACAGUUGAAAUGCAACUAUUGCAAAAAUUCCUUUUGUUCAAAGCCAGAAAUCCUGGAAUGGGAGAACAAAGUGCAUCAGUUCUGCAGCAAAACUUGUUCAGAUGACUAUAAGAAGUUGCAUUGCAUAGUUACAUAUUGCGAAUACUGUCAAGAGGAGAAGACUCUUCAUGAAACAGUAAAUUUCUCUGGCGUUAAGAGACCUUUCUGUAGUGAAGGCUGCAAACUAUUGUAUAAACAGGAUUUUGCACGACGUUUAGGAUUGAGAUGUGUUACUUGCAACUAUUGCUCUCAACUCUGUAAGAAGGGAGCAACUAAAGAACUUGAUGGUGUUGUGAGAGAUUUCUGUAGUGAAGACUGCUGUAAGAAAUUUCAGGAUUGGUAUUACAAGGCUGCAAGGUGUGACUGUUGUAAAUCUCAAGGAACACUUAAAGAGAGAGUGCAGUGGCGUGGAGAAAUGAAACACUUCUGUGAUCAACACUGCUUACUCCGUUUCUACUGUCAGCAAAAUGAGCCCAACAUGACAACUCAGAAAGGACCUGAAAACUUACAUUAUGAUCAGGGUUGUCAGACGUCCCGAACCAAAAUGACAGGUUCGGCACCACCCCCCUCUCCAACACCUAACAAAGAAAUGAAGAACAAAGCUGUUCUUUGCAAACCUUUAACAAUGACAAAAGCUACUUACUGUAAACCUCAUAUGCAGACCAAAUCUUGUCAGACAGAUGAUAAUUGGAAGACAGAAUAUGUUCCAGUGCCUAUCCCUGUGCCUGUGUAUAUCCCAGUACCUAUGCACAUGUACAGUCAGAAUAUUCCUGUUCCUACUACAGUUCCUGUUCCUGUGCCAGUUCCUGUUUUUCUGCCUGCCUCAUUGGGUAGCAGUGAGAAGAUCCCUGCAGUGGCUGAGGAGCUAAAAAGCAAAGUUUCUUCAGAUCCUCUUGAUACAGAGUUGCUUACAAUGACAGAUAUGAUGACUGAAGAUGAGGGCAAAACAGAAGCUGCCAACAUCAACAGUGUAAUUAUUGAAGCAGACAUAAUUGGUUCUGAUCUCUUGAAGAACUCUGACCCAGAGACACAGUCUAAUAUGCCUGAUGUACCAUAUGAACCAGAUUUGGAUAUCGAAAUAGAUUUCCCCAGAGCUGCUGAAGAGCUUGAUAUGGAAAAUGAAUUUUUAUUACCGCCUGUUUUUGGAGAAGAAUAUGAGGAACAGCCUAGACCUCGAUCUAAAAAAAAGGGAGCCAAAAGAAAAGCUGUAUCAGGAUACCAGUCUCAUGAUGAUAGUUCUGACAAUUCAGAAUGCACCUUCCCUUUCAAAUAUACAUAUGGUGUAAAUGCAUGGAAACACUGGGUCAAAACUAGGCAACUUGAUGAAGAUCUUCUGGUACUAGAUGAGCUAAAAUCUGCUAAAUCAGUAAAGUUAAAAGAGGAUCUGCUCUCUCACACCACAGCUGAGCUUAACUAUGGGUUAGCCCAUUUUGUCAAUGAGAUCCGACGGCCAAAUGGAGAGAGUUAUGCACCUGACAGCAUCUAUUAUCUUUGCCUUGGAAUACAGGAGUACUUGUGUGGUAGUAAUCGAAAAGACAACAUAUUUAUUGAUCCAGGAUACCAAACAUUUGAGCAAGAAUUGAAUAAAAUACUCCGAAGUUGGCAACCCAGCAUACUUCCAGAUGGGUCAAUAUUUUCUCGAGUUGAAGAAGAUUAUCUCUGGAGGAUAAAACAACUAGGAUCACACUCUCCAGUAGCUCUUCUGAAUACCCUGUUCUACUUUAAUACUAAGUAUUUUGGCCUGAAAACAGUGGAACAACACUUAAGACUUUCCUUUGGCACUGUAUUUAGGCACUGGAAAAAAAAUCCUCUAACAAUGGAAAACAAAGCAUGUCUUCGAUACCAAGUGUCUUCCUUAUGUGGAACAGAUAAUGAAGAUAAAAUUACUACUGGAAAAAGAAAACAUGAAGAUGAUGAGCCAGUAUUUGAACAAAUUGAAAAUACAGCCAAUCCUUCUAGAUGUCCUGUGAAAAUGUUUGAAUGCUAUUUGUCUAAAAGCCCACAGAAUCUUAAUCAGAGAAUGGAUGUUUUUUAUUUGCAACCAGAAUGCUCUAGUUCUACAGAUAGUCCUGUCUGGUACACAUCUACUUCACUGGACCGAAACACCUUGGAAAAUAUGCUUGUACGGGUUCUUUUAGUAAAAGAUAUUUAUGAUAAAGACAAUUAUGAACUGGAUGAAGACACAGACUAAAAAGGAACAUUUCAGAAGCAAUCGGGAUAAAACAGCAUUAGAUAGUCAUGCUGCUAGGUCUUUAUUAUGGAAACAUUUCAAGUUUACUCCUUGUUUUGAGUUUUGUAGCAGUGUACCCACACUGGGUAUUACCAUGUAAAUAAUCUGUGAGUGAAAGUUGCCAUUAUUCUAUGUAGUGGUUUUAGGAUACUUAACAAAUACAUUCAAAUUCUUUUUUUAUUAUUAUUUAUUUGAUUAGGUAUGUUUGUAACUUUUUACAUUACAAAAUACGAAUGAGAAUGUGCCAUGUAUAAUUUUUUUCUUGUAGUAAGAAACAUCCAUAUUGCACAACUCUACUGUUGCAAGGCUUCCUUGAAAGGAGGCUCUUUUACUGGGUUCUUGACCAGAUGGUUGUGUAUGGGUAGCACUACUAAAAGUUUAGAACUUGCAGUGUCUUUCAGAAUUUUUAAAAUAAACUGUAAACUAAUAGGCUGGGUUUUUUGUUUUGUUUUGGGGGGUUUUGUUUGUUUUGUUUUCUUUAUAUUUCAGUUACUGAAGCCUUACAAGGUUAUGUAGAGAGAUGCCAUCUUCUGUACCAAAAAUAGACAAGAGAAUGCUGUCAAUAUUGGUGUACUGUAAUGUGAAUCUAUACUGGUGAAAACAACUUUUUGUUCCCCUUAUUAAAACCUUAGUGUCCUUUUCUCAUUUGUGGCUUUCUGCAUCACCCCAGUCAAUAAUUAAAAAAAAACAAAAAACAUAUAUAUAUAUAUAUAUAUAUAUACACACACACACAUAUACACACAUACACAUAUAUGUAUAUAUGUAUGUAUAUAUGUGUAUGUGUAUAUAUAUAUGAAGAAUGAUGUUGAAAACAUGACCAUUGAGACAUUUUCUUUGUAAAAAUGUCCAGUGAAAGUACAGAAUUCUGUUUUCUAUGCCAACCAUAAGUAUUUAAAAUCCCAUUCAUUUAUAGAACUUUGAUUUUUUUUUUCUCUCCCCACCCCCCAAAGAUAGAGAUCAUGUUGCAGUAUCUGAGAAGUACUCUAAAACUUAACCAAUUUUAUUAGGAUUUUUGUAUUGCCUUCAAAUAUGACCGAUGCAUAUGUUGGAUAAAAUUAUUUUUAGAAAUGCCACUCCCAAAAUAGUUGUUAUAGAAAGUCAAGCUAGUUUAGAUAAGAUAGUAUCACAUUUUACUAUGGAGAUUACCAGUGUAGUAAUUCUGAUAUUUCAGAUGAUUAAAGAACAGAGAAACUGAUGGAUAAGAUAAAGUAUAUCUUGAGGGAAAUCACAUUCGAUGUUAGAUUGUUUGGCUUUUAAAAUUUAAUUACUUCUUAUAGAAGAUUGCAUUAAAAAACUUUGUGCUUCUGCAUAGCAGUUUAUCUGUUCAGACCUUUUCUUUUAGAACAAGGAAGUUUACUUAAAAUCCUACUUUAUAAAGACUGAGCAAAAUGCUAGCUGCAAAUUAUUGUAAAGAAAUUGUUUGGCUGACUUCAUAGAGCAUGUGUGUUAAUCAUAUUGUCUUGUUUCUGAUUCCUGACUCACCAUGGUGAGAUUAGUUUUUUAAAAUUAUUGGGGGGAAUUUGGGCUAUUUUCCACAGUGGUUAGGCAAUGUCUACAUGUCCCUUAGAUAUUUCUCUCUUGCUUAGGAUAAAUGUUAGCAUUCAGAAAAAGUUUUCGCAAUCAUGAUAUGGAAAACUUCACACUUGUAAUCACUGUAUAUUUAAGCAAUAAGUAGCAGAAAUGUUUUUGGCAUAAAAUCACUUUAUAAUGUUCUAAUUUGUUUUUAUAAGUCUGAAUAACAUUUCUGUCCCUUAAUUUUAUAUUUGUUGAUUUGAUAAUCAGACUGACAGUAGCAAAUCUGAUACUACUUUACUAAAAAGAUUGCUCAUUGUCUGUUUAAUGAAGAAAAGUGGGUAACAUAUUUAAAAUAUAUACUACAAAAAUUUCCCCUUUUUCCGGAAGUACUUCAAGCACUUUUCCUAUAAAUGCGUAUUGUUGAUUAAAAGGUGGUUAAUCCUAACCAUCUUUUAUUCUUCAAAGUGGUGCUAUAUUCCAUCAAGCAAUAAUGUUUGCCCCAAAUGUCAUUUAACAUUAAUUCUACCAAAUACCAUACAUUUCUGCCGUGGUACUACUAUUAAACACCUUGUCUUGCUAUUUACAUUUCCUUUAUUGUACAUUUUAGCUUUCCUAAACAGAAUGUCUACAUAAUUUUGAUCUUAACAUGAUUGAGGAUUUAGAGCUCUUGUUUUUGUCUUGAAUGCAAUCUAAGGAUUAAUUAACUUGACUCUCAGGGGGAAAAGGAAAAAAAAAAAACUUUAUAAGAAUUGUCUGUUCUCUGAAACUUAUUUGACCUAGAAUACAUUUCAUCAGUUCCUGGAUGUCCUUAGUUUGUGUGGUCAUAGCUGACUGCUGAGAAAAAAGACAGUGAAAUGGUAGCAGUUUCUUUUUGCUUUUAAGUGAUUUCUGAUUAUAGCAUCCUGUAAAUAUAACUUAUUGUCUUUAGAUAUCUACUGGAGAUGCUAUAUUUUUUUGUUCGGAAGAUUUUGCCAUUUUAAAUGAAUCCGAAGUUUUUAUUCAUACUGAUAAGGUUGACUUUCCCAUGCAAAUUGAAUCUUCAUUAGCACAAUUUUUAGGUUAUAUACUGUAUUAGGUAAUAAUAAGACAUUAAAGGAUUUUUCUAGGCAAGAAGCUCAACUUUUUUUUUUCUUUUUUGGCCAUAAAAAUACUUUUAUUACACAGAGUUGUUACCAGUGUGUUAAGCAUAAUUGAGAUAGGAAGAAGAUGCAUAUUGUACUGUGCAUUCAGACUUUUGUCACUGUUUUUCUAAUGGAAUUUCCCUAUGUCCUGGCCAAUUUGGAAUGGGGUACAUCAUUUAUGGAGUAAUUUGGACGUGGGUAACUUGCUUAUGCAUAGUAUUACAGAUUACAGUAAUGACAAAGUCAUAAAAUUGCAAAUUUUUGUUUUGUACUACUCUACUGUGGGUUCAUUUAAUCUGAGAUCUUAAAUAUCUUGCAGUCUUAAAUCACUAUAAAAAUUUACACUUUUAUUUUACCAGUUACGUCCAAAAUGUAUUGUUAUACAUAUGUCACUUAUGUUCUAACGCUGACUGUAGGGUAAUAUCCUUGUUCCCCUCAAACAAAAUAGUCAUGAAAGUGUACAUGAAAAUAUUUUUAAAGAAUAAAUUUCUUUAAAUUAUAAUUCUUUUGGAUUUCCCCCCUUAAUAAGCCCCUUAUUCAUUUUUAAAGAAGUUCUUUGAAUUUGUUAGUCCAUUUUACUUUGUUUUUAGGAGUGGACUAUUUCUAAUGCGGUUUUCCCGUAUUAAGUACUUUUGUUGUUUUUGGGUUUGUCAUUCUUGAAAAUGAUAUUAACAAAAUCUUACACAUUUAGAAGUUGAUACCCAGAACAGGUUAACUGUAUCAGUCUGAGUCUGAGUGUAGAGACAUCUAAAGUGGUGUCUCAAUUUGUACUUUUUUUUUUUUUUUCUUAGAAGCUAGAUGAUUAGAGGGACUCCUGAAAUAAGGUACUAUGAUCCCUUGCCUUAUAAUGAACUGGACAAAAGAAAGUUGUUCCUUAAAAUCUGGGCAGAUAGUGUCCUAAUUAAUUAUUGAGUUAAAUAAGUUCAUGAAUUUAGGCCUUUUGAGAAAAGGACCAAAGAGAAACUGAGAUUUAAUCUCUAAAUAAGAAUUAAGAAUAGAACCAAAGAGAGGGUUACAGACCAUUUGGGUCUACCAUUGGAGGUCUUUGUAUCUUUGAAGGAAAGCAGGUGUAAAUGCUAACUGAGCACAUUUUAUUUUCUGUUGUAGUGCAGUAGAAAGAGCAGUUACAGCUCCUUCUUGGACUUUCAACUACAUAAAUUAUUUGGGCCUCAGUUUCUUUAUCUGUAAAAUGAAGGUAUUGCCUAGAUUUCUGAUUCUCAAAUUAAGCACAGUUGAUUUCAGGCUUGAGUAGUAAAUCUUUCAGAUUUUUGUGUGAAGCCUUAUGAUUAUUUAGACACACAUUUUCUUGGAGAAGGGAAAGAUCUUUCCUAAAAUAGCCUUAACACAGGGAGUGUUAGUCUUGAUUUUUCAAAGUCCUAUUCAAAUAACUCCUCAGAAGUAAAUUCAGCACAUGAAAACUUAUUAUUAUAAAACUUAAAUAGCAGAUCUUACAUAUUUCCUCUGUGCCAAAGAACUAUUGCUAACCAUGUUAGUUAAGGAGGAAGAGAAAAGAUUAAGAAGGCAUCAAUGUUGUAGUUGGUGGGUUAUAAAAGAGAAACACUGUACAGGUGCAUUUAACUCUUAGGGAACAGAAUAUAUGCAUGAUAGUUUACAGCAGAGAUGAUGGUGUACACUCAGAAAUAACCCUAAAAGGUUUUUAUGGUCUAGAGUAGGUUUCAUAGAAUUGUCACCACCUGUGAUUACAUAAAACCUGAGAUUCCUGUGAGAUUCCUGUAACCUGCUGCAUAGUGCUUUUAGCUCUGUUAAAAAAUGCUCAGUGAGUGGCUCAAUUUGACUAUUUUGAUGGCUCUGUUUUGAUGGCAUCAGUCUUCAUCUCUGGCUUUCAGACCAACUUAUUACAAGAGUAGUUAAAAAUAGCACACAAAGAGGGGCGCCUGAGUGUCUCAGUUGGUCAAGUGUGACCUUCAGCUCAGGUCAUGAUUCAGGGGACCUGGGAUUGAGCCUUGCGUCCAAUAGGGAACCUGCUUCUCCUCCCUGUUCAUGCUUGCUUGCUCUCCCUAUCUCUGUCUCUAUCUCUCAAAUAAAAUCUUUAAAAAAAAUGCACCCAAAGAGGUAGCUUAGAACCCGCCUCAUGCAUCAGAGGAUUCUAAAAGGCAUGAAUCAAGGUGAGUAAUUCAACUAGGUUAUCUAGUACGGAUGGAACAAACAAGGUACAAUAUAUUAAGGAAACUUUUUUAACUUAAUACACUAUGGAUUUUUUUCAUAAUAAACGCUUUUGAAGAUAAAACCUUUCCAUUUUGAUUACAUAUUUGUAGUUCUAAAUUGAUGUCAGCAGAUGGCAAUAGUAUACAGCACAGGGUUUCGAUUGCCUUAUUUCUUUGUUAAUGCCACUUUAGUAAAUGAUGAUCUUUGAUCAGAAACUCAUGGGAGAUUUGGAAUUCAGAAUUUUCAAAAAUAAUAUAUGCUUAUAGACUACAUAACACCCUCACAAAUGGGGCUUGGGGCAGUGCUCCAUAAUCAGUGUUUAUGCAGCAGUAGAUCAAAUACUUCACAGUAACUGGAAUAAACUGUACAGCUAUAGAAAGCUUUACGUAGUUCAGGUCAGUUUUUGUCAUAACAGGAAAAACUGGAUUUUCAGACUUUUGGAUCUCAGAAUUGGUAACAGGAACUGCAGACCUAUAGUAAACUGAUGUCCUAUCUAGUAUUUUCCUUCUAAUAAAAUACCUAGUAUUUUUUUCUCUUCUUGCUUAGUGGUGAUAGAGGUAAUUGAAGGCUCUUUAUAAAAUUUGCAUAUUAGAUUUAAAGAAAAAACUGCAAGGAAUGCUUAGGCAUAAAUAAAGCAGUUCUAGAACCAUUAUUGAAUUCUGAAACUUAGAAAUAACUUACUUUUGCUUUCCAUUUUGCAUCCAUAUUUGUAGCAUAAUUCUGUAUAGAUAUGAUAUACCUUUAUGAAUAGCUACAGUCCUAUCAUGGAGCCAGUCAUUUAUUCAUUCAACAAAUACUUAAAUGAUUUUUUUUUUCAGGCGCAUUAAGCUGGUGCUGAGAACACAAUACAGCAUAGCACCCAGCCCCUCCUCUCAAAGACUUGGUCUAGCUGGGGAGAAAUGAAAGAAUAAGAUAGGGUCUCAGGCCUUACUGAGAACAAUCACUUGUAUUAGAAAGCAAACUCCUAUUCAGUCAAGGUAUUUAUCAAUAUCAUACUCUUAGCUCAUCUUUUAAAUUCCUGACUACACUUCCAGACUUCUGUAUUAUACCAAUCUAUUUCCAUUCUGGAAAGGGAGAGGUGCCAGCUACUUUUAGGGUGCAGAGAUAGAUGCAAAUUGGAAAACAGCAGUGAUAUCUUACCAUACUGAAGGCUCUUCAAGGUUAUUAGUGUUUUCAGUUCAGUUUUUAAUCACCAUACAACAGCAGAAUAUAUUUCAUUAGAAUGUAAGCUCAUGAAGGUAGGGAGGUUUUUUAUUCCCUGCUGUAUCCCAAGUGCUUAGCAAAGUUAGUGGUAUAUGCUAGUUAAUAAAUGUUGAAUGAAUUAAUGACUAUAAAUACUUUGAAAUUUAAUAACUUUUAAAAUAGAGGAACUAAAUAGGACCUAUGAUCCAUGGAGUCACACCUAAUUUUUGGUAUGCCUUUGAUCACUUCGUUGUGUUUCUGUGGGUGUGUCUUCAGUUUAUUCUGUAUACAGUGAGUUUCUGUAUACAGUGAGGGCAAAGGGGAAUGGGAUAUAUGUAUUGAUUGAUAGUAGUGUUCAAAAUAUAGACACUUAAAAAUGACUUCUGAAGUUUGUUAAAAUGCUCUUUCUGACCUAUCCCCUGGAGAUAGAUUUAGUAAGAUUUACAGUGGGUCACAGAGCUGCAUUUUUAAUGCCUGGGUUAAAAACCAAGAGACCCAACAGUCAAAAAAUUGGCCCCCAUACAUUU
Messenger RNA from Lutra lutra (Eurasian river otter), 10915 nucleotides. RefSeq names its product zinc finger MYM-type containing 2 (gene ZMYM2). The transcript has 25 exons. Gene Ontology annotation, molecular function: zinc ion binding. The coding region runs from base 223 to 4365 and encodes 1380 amino acids. Lineage: Eukaryota; Metazoa; Chordata; Mammalia; Carnivora; Mustelidae. The record is from RefSeq and is a predicted model, not a curated record.